This is a messenger RNA of Miscanthus lutarioriparius, 178 nucleotides long. The record is from the annotation of a GenBank genome assembly. Lineage: Eukaryota; Viridiplantae; Streptophyta; Magnoliopsida; Poales; Poaceae.
GUGCUCAACUGGUUUCAUAACAAUCGUAACAAGCAUUGCCCCAAGGUAGCCAGGAAAGCACAUCCUCCAGUGGUGAGCACAAGGGAGUUUUGGGCCAACCAUCAGCAAGCUCGAGGCUGCUCCCUCAGCAAGUUGAAGCCAACGGUCACUACGCACGCAGGAUCUUCGUCUUCCUCAG